ACGUGGUCUAGUUUAAUUUUUACGGGGAGAGAAGGUAAAAGAACCGGAAGUGAAUACGGAAGGAGCAAUUGCAUCCGCGGAUGAAAGUCUCAGCGUGAAAUUUAUUAGGAAGCAGCAAGGCAAGCAGGGUCAGUUCACAAGUGAAAAUUGCGUUGCUUAAUGAGCUCUCAUGAGAAGUGAAUAGAGUGAUGAAUUUGCUCAGCACGUAAGCUUACGCGAGCUAACAACAAGGUCGAUUACGAUCUCGCGGCUAUUCAACUACAAUAAAAAUUCUACCUUUAGUGUGAGGAUGCCACGUGAGAUUAAAAGAGAAGAAAUGCCGACUGACUCAACUCUGGAAGUUUUUACACCUUACAGUCUGGACUACUGAGAGAUGCAACAUGACGAGGAUGCCCAAGAAUACCAAACAAGAUCUUGCCAGCACUGGCUGGAUUUACAAAUGGAGUCCAGGAGAGAAUGCCGGAUCUCCAAGCACCUAUUUCCACCAACUGGACCAGGCAACAUGGACCAACCCUACGAUCUUUAAAUACCACGAAGAAUUUUUGCAGAAUAAUAGACCAACGGUCAGAAAUACCAGCGGCAAGGGGAGCAUGGCCAACCUGAUUCCAUGGCUUAUGUCGAUGUCCCUGAUCGGGGCCCAGAACUUCGGGAACUUACCGGGGCCCGAACCAGUUUCGCAAGACCUGUUACCUCCUCUGGAAAGCUCAGGGUACUACGGUCCUCCGAGUCAAGUUAACACGUACGCUGUGCAACAAGUGCCAAUUCCCGCUCCAAGAAGCAUCAUCGACGUCCGGACGGAGGAGUAUAGUACUGCGCACAAAUUCAUUCCGCCAGAAAACAACGGGUACAAUGACGAGUACAGUGGACCAGCCAUGGAGCAGAUUUAUUCAUGGAGAACCGUUGAUUUCGAAUUCGACAGCGAGUCGUCGAGGCAGCGUGCUAUCGAUGCUGGUCAUUAUAACCUGGAAAACUCUCUGCCUCUAGGAAUUGAGGUAUGGAAGGAUAAAAUAUUCUUGACUCUACCGAGGUGGAAGAAAGGCAUCCCUGCCACCCUCGCUACCGUUCCGCGAUAUCCAAGAGAGAAAAGCCCAAAAUUGCGCCCAUAUCCAAACUGGGCCUGGCACGACCCAGAAAAUUGCGUUGGGUUAACGUCUGUCUUCCGGGUUCAAGUGGACCAGUGCGAUCGAUUGUGGGUCUUGGAUUCGGGACAAACGAACAUCAUGUCGGAUCCGCAGCAAGUCUGUCCCCCUGAAUUAUUCAUCUUCGAUUUAAAGACUGACAGACUACUGAAAAAGUACACUUUGCCGAAGAAGUAUAUAAAGCAAGAUUCUCUAUAUUCGAACCUUGCGGUAGACAUCCGUGCCGGAGAGUGCGAUCACGCGUUCGCCUAUCUCGCCGACGUCUGGCGAUUCGGAAUAGUCGUCUAUGACCUCUUCAAGGACAAAUCCUUCCGAAUCGAGCACCACUUUUUCUACCCAGACCCGCUUUCAUCGAGAUACGAACUUCACGGUCUUCACUUUCAAUGGACCGACGGGAUCUUCGGGCUCUCUCUGAGUCCCGUCGACGUGAAUAACGACCGCACACUCUUCUUUCAUCCGAUGUCAAGCUUCCGGGAAUUCGCGGUCUCGACAUCGGUGCUCAGGAACGAAAAAAUCGCUGAAGAUAAUCCGGAGAUGUUCAUUCCGAUCGGUAAGCCGAGAGCCAAGUAUUGCGGACACUCUUCAGGAUCCGCCAUGGAUAGAAACGGCGUGAUGUUCUUCAACAUGGUGACAAGAGACUCCAUAUGGUGCUGGGACUCCAGGAAGGAAUACAUACCACAGAAUUUGGGAGUCAUUGGUCAGAGCAACGUCUCCCUGGUAUUCCCAAAUGAUAUUAAAGUGGAUCACGAACUGGAUCAGAGCGUCUGGGUGUUGUCGAACAAGCUUCCAAUGUACUUGUACGGGAAACUCGAGCCCCAUGACAUCAAGUACAGACUGCUUCGAGCGAACGUAAAGGAGGCUAUAAAAAAUACCAUCUGCGAUCCCAACUACGUCGUACCGCCUUCGGAGCAAAGCUACGAUGAGACUUGCUGAGGAACCGGUUUCCUUUCCUGUUCUUUCAACAGGCACCAUUAACAGAAGAGUUGAGGAAAAAAAUUAGCAGUACACUUCUGCGAAUGCUAUAUUACAUCGAUCAGUUUAGAUGGUGAACCAGGUUCAACCAUCGUGUGCUAUAUUUCAAAGGAUAUUCAAUCCACCGAUA
Messenger RNA from Diprion similis, 2241 nucleotides. It is a transcript of the gene Y-h, whose product is annotated as protein yellow-like. Bases 381 to 2072 code for a protein of 563 amino acids. Gene Ontology annotation, cellular component: extracellular region. The record is from RefSeq and is a predicted model, not a curated record. The transcript has 6 exons. Lineage: Eukaryota; Metazoa; Arthropoda; Insecta; Hymenoptera; Diprionidae.